CAUACGGGAUCAGGGAUGCUUCUCCACUUAUAUAUGCUCCGAUGCGUCAUCACUAUCCGGGCACUCCAUGAAGACGCUACACAGACCGAUGCAGAUUUGCACCCGGGCACCCUGCGGCUGUCCUGCCCCAUUUUAGACACUAGCUGAGAACUCAUUCAGGUCGUGUAAUAUAAGAUAGUCAGCUUAACAGCUGGCAUGACUUUGGUCGGACUCAGUUUCAUCUUGCAGUGCAAAUUACAAUAAUGGCAGAUACAUCGCUUUGUUCACCCGACGCCAAACCAAGGUUGUUCAUUCUCAAUAUUGUCUUUAUCGUGCUCACAACAUUGUCUACCACCGUUCGAAUAGCGAGCAAAUCCAUCGCCGACCACCCCCUGUGGUGGUGGGAUGAUCACUUCGCCAUCCUCUCUCUGCUGUCCGAAGUGCCCUAUCUAUCCCUCAUAAUCCUAUGGCUCAAGAUGGGCCUUUCUAAUCACCCGGGCCUUGGGUUUCCGUACCUCUUCGCGGCUCUGUUCUUCUUUAACGGGGCCAUCUGCUUCACCAAAAUGUCCGCCAUCUUCUUCUACGCCCGCGUUUUUGGCGUGCAUAAUCGCGUCUUCCGGAUUCUCCUGUGGAUUGCGGGCUCUCUCGUCGCGGGCUGGCUUGUAUCUGUCUGGAUCAGUACUGUUUUCCAGUGUCGACCGAUCGCUAGAGCAUGGAAUCCCACGCUGUCGGGCACCUGCAUUGAGCUCUACCCCUGGUACGUAUCGACAGCGAGCCUCUCUUGCCUGAUAGACCUCUAUGUUCUCCUCCUCCCAGUCCCGCUUAUCAUCCGCCUCAAAACAAGUCUCCGUCGCCGCCUCCUCGUCCUCAUUACCUUCUUCAUGGCCUAUUCGGUUGUUGUGAUGUCUGUCAUACGUCUCAUCGUGAUAGCCCAAGGCGAUCCUUGUGGAUCCGCCAAGCUGAUCUGUGCAACGAUGGAGUACGCUCAAUGGGCUGUCCUCGAAAGUUCUAUAUCUGUGAUCUCGAUCAAUGUACCGAGCGGCGUUGCACUUGCGAAGGCUAUACUCAGGACGCCAGGACGCAUGCGCGACAGUCCUAGGAUGCCCAUCGACCCACCCCGGCAGGUACACAAAAGGGUCUACAACGGAACGUCGUGUGUCGGCCUUGGCCAUGAGGAAGACCUGAGUGAGGGAGGUACAGAGGUAGAGGACUUCCAAGGUGUGGAAAUCAACACAACAAUCUGUCUCAGGGAGAUCAGGCUGCCAAAACCAAUUCCUCCAACUUGAACUGAUGAACACACUCAUCCAUCAAAGCAGAGCUGUUGUCAAAAGUUUCAGUUAGUC
Aspergillus japonicus CBS 114.51 is the source of this 1322-nucleotide messenger RNA. RefSeq lists its product as uncharacterized. The transcript has 2 exons. The record is from RefSeq and is a predicted model, not a curated record. Bases 243 to 1265 code for a protein of 340 amino acids. Lineage: Eukaryota; Fungi; Ascomycota; Eurotiomycetes; Eurotiales; Aspergillaceae.